AUGGCUGUGUUAAUGAAUCACUAUAGUGUGUUAGGCCUAGCUUCUUUUGCAGGCUUUGACCUGACAGAGGAAGAAAUUUCCAAGGCUUUUAAGAGGAUGGCGUUGAGGUUACAUCCUGACAAGCACCCUGGAAACCUCCAAGCCCAUUUCAAAUUCCAGAAACUUCUUUCUUCCUGUGAUAUUCUCGAGAAUCCCAUCUCCCGCAAAGAAUUUGAUCGUCUUCUUCAAUUUCAGUACCAGCAUCAGAAUCAUCAUCAUACUUGCAACAAGCAACAGAGAGAGGACCAGCAGCAGCAUUCUUCCGAGAAGCGUCCGAGACAGCCGAUGGGGCCAAAGGUGCCAUCGGAAUCGACAAAGAAGCCUUCUUUUGUAAAGACAAAAUUCUGUUUGGUACUCAUAAUGUAUGCUUCCAGUUCAAAUGCUACAUCUACAGUGUUGAUUUAG
This is a messenger RNA of Ricinus communis (castor bean), 444 nucleotides long. Its product is annotated as dnaJ homolog subfamily C member 4-like. Bases 1 to 444 code for a protein of 147 amino acids. Lineage: Eukaryota; Viridiplantae; Streptophyta; Magnoliopsida; Malpighiales; Euphorbiaceae. The record is from RefSeq and is a predicted model, not a curated record. The transcript is spliced from 2 exons.